GUCUGGACUGGCUGGGGGGAGGGGGGGUUGUUGCAGUGAAGCUGUUCGCCGGCCCUGAGCAGCGGGACGGGCCGCGACCGGACAAGACAGGACGGGGCAGGACGGCAAGGCAAGGCCUGCUGGCGGCAAGCGACUCAUGCAAGCACUCAGGCGACACUCGGCCUUCGCCAGGCAGAAGGCUGGCAGUGCAGCAUCCAUGUCUGCCCAGAGAUCACCCAGUGAAGGGAGCGGCGCGUCUAACAACAGCGGCGACCAGAGGAGCAAUGUCGAACUAACUGAACUGCUGGACGAGAAACCCAAGCCGCAGGCUGGUGGGAACUCUGGGGACGGAAUGGAACUAAAGACGGACUCUGGCACACAAAAUGAGGAAGAAGAGGAAGAGGAUGUGCGAGUACUGACCCUCCCACUCCAGGCUCAUCAUGCAAUGGAGAAGAUGGAAGAGUUUGUGUACAAGGUUUGGGAGGGCCGUUGGCGAGUCAUUCCCUACGAUGUGCUCCCAGACUGGCUGAAGGACAAUGACUAUCUCCUUUAUGGACACAGGCCACCCAUGCCCUCUUUUCGAGCUUGCUUCAAGAGCAUCUUCAGAAUCCACACGGAGACCGGUAAUAUCUGGACACAUCUGGUGGGUUUUGUCUUUUUCCUGGGUCUGGGAAUCCUGACUCUUCUGAGGCCCAACAUAUACUUCAUGGCCCCUCUGCAGGAGAAGGUAGUCUUUGGGAUGUUCUUCCUGGGCGCGGUGCUCUGCCUCAGUUUCUCCUGGCUCUUCCACACGGUGUACUGCCACUCCGAGAAAGUCUCCAGGACCUUUUCCAAGUUGGACUAUUCAGGAAUUGCUUUGCUCAUUAUGGGCAGCUUUGUGCCCUGGUUGUAUUACUCUUUCUACUGCUCCCCCCAGCCCCGACUCAUCUACCUCGGGAUUGUCUGCGCUCUAGGGAUAUCAGCCAUUAUCGUUGCUCAGUGGGACCGAUUUGCGACACCUAAACACCGGCUAACCAGAGCAGGUGUAUUUCUGGGUCUUGGCCUGAGUGGUAUAGUACCCACUCUACAUUUUACCAUCGCUGAAGGUUUUGUAAAAGCAACGACUGUUGGACAGAUGGGCUGGUUUUACUUGAUGGCUGCAAUGUACAUCACGGGCGCUGGGUUGUAUGCGGCUCGCAUUCCAGAGCGUUUCUUCCCUGGAAAAUGUGAUAUUUGGUUCCAGUCACACCAGUUGUUUCAUGUCCUGGUGGUGGUUGCAGCCUUUGUUCACUUCCACGGCGUUUCCAACCUGCAGGAGUUUCGAUACGGGCUUGAAGGAGGGUGCACUGAUGAUUCUCUGCUCUGAAACCCAGGACUGCUGCACAGAAUUCUUAUCAAUGAGACCUAAAGUGCAUUGGACCGUCUCUUUCUUCAGUUUCUUUUACACAAAAAAAAUUUUGUCUCUUGUCUAUCCCUCCCUCGGAAACAGCAUUUUUAAAAAGGACAGCUUCUAUUAUCAGUGAAAUGAGCGAGACAGGCAACAGCCAGUGAGAGAGGCUGGUUGGAUGUUAGCAAGGAUGUUAUACACUGUCAAACCCCCAGUCACAGUAACUUCAUUCAGAGAGCCCCCCAAAAUGGGGCGACACAAAGGGUAACAGGAACUCCUGUUGACCAGGUCUUCCACCUGGGGAAUAAUCUUGGCCGGUGGUCAUUGGUCAAUCCAUCGGUCUAUCAGAACCCCUUACAGCUGGAGCAGAAGCAAACCUCAAUAGUACUACAACAAUUACAUCUGGAGUUCAUCCAUCACCCAUAAAGUUAAAAAUAAAAUCCUAAAAGUCUUUGCAGGAACACAAUCAAACACAAAUUGACAUUGAGCAGUACAAGGUGACAAGCGACUGGAAGGUAGGUUUUAAGGAGCAUUUAAAUUGGAUAGGGACCUACAGUGGAGAGACUUAAAUCAGUGUGCUCAAGAGCCCAAAAUUGGAAGGGCACGGAUCUGAGCUAAUUUGGGUUGGAGGGGUUUAUAGUGGUGGGGUGGGAGAGGCAUAGAGAUUUAAAAAAGAAUAGAAGGCAAGGAUUUUGAAAUCUGAUUUUGCCCAUCUGGAAGCCCAAACAGAAGCUUAAGGGUUAAGGUUGGUGGGAGUAAGAGUUUUGGUGGAAGAAUUUGAAUUACUGUGUGUGGAUGCCAGGGUUUUAAUAAAAUAAUCAAGUUUUGUCAAUCAUUGGGGAGGGAGUGGGGGAAGUUGCUCUCAGUAACAGAACUGAGGCAAGGCAGGAGCCAGGUAGAGUUUCUGAAGUGGGAGAAGCAAAUGCAUAGAAAUGUCUCAUUCAGAGUCAAAAUGACACUAAAACUGCAACAGUCUGGUACAGUCUCAGACACUUGCAAGGAAGAGGAAGGAAACUGAUGUCGUUUGGAAACUGCUGCUGCUGUUUUUCAAUUAUGUCACUGUCGAUGGACUUAGAAUAGAUCCUUAUGAGAGGGAACUCCAGAGACACCAUUGCAGUCGUAGGAAGGUAAGUUGUUGCAAAAAAUGCUUUAGCUAUGCCUAGGUGGAUUUGAAUGCAACAAACAGUUAUACGCAAUGGAGCCUUUAGAGGAAGAUAGUGUGGGAACCUAAUUAGAGAAGAGAGGUGUUCAAGAAGGAACUGCAGAUGCUGAAAAAUCGAAGGUAGACAAAAAUGCUGGAGAAACUCAGCGGGUGUGGCAGCAUCUAUGGAGCGAAGGAAAUAGGUAAAGUUUCGGACCAAAACCCUUCUUCAGACAGACCCGUCUUCAGAAAGGUUACAUUUUUCACAUUCACAUAGGAUAUAUCCUGGUAAUUGUAUGUGUCUGGAGAACUCUAUCCUAUUGAAUACUUUCAGAUCCUUUCCUUUCACGAUCUACUGAGCUGCAUUUCUUCUGCAGCUGAAAUCUGGUGGCAAGCACUGUGACUGAGUGUGGGGCGAAAAUGAAACUAGCAGAAUGGUAGCGCUGACAAUAAGGGCACUUUAUAGUAAGUGAUAUAGGUAGCACAGUAUUUAUUUAAAGGGGCUUUAAGAUUGCUUAUAUAGAUAUGUAUAUUUCUUCACAGGUAUUGUAAAUUAAUUUUCAGAGGGGAGAGUAACAAUGUACGUAGUUAGUGCUGGACCUGACAUUGAUGAAGAUAAGUAAUCUGUACCCUGCAAUAAAAAAAGAUUGGUCUAGGCCUGACUGAGUA
Messenger RNA from Leucoraja erinaceus (little skate), 3155 nucleotides. RefSeq names its product adiponectin receptor protein 1-like. Gene Ontology annotation, molecular function: signaling receptor activity. The transcript has 8 exons. NCBI's taxonomy places the organism in Eukaryota, Metazoa, Chordata, Chondrichthyes, Rajiformes, Rajidae. Gene Ontology annotation, biological process: adiponectin-activated signaling pathway. Gene Ontology annotation, cellular component: plasma membrane. The coding region runs from base 137 to 1324 and encodes 395 amino acids. The record is from RefSeq and is a predicted model, not a curated record.